CUAAAGCCCUUCUAUCCAUAUUUCAAACCCUACAAUUUCUCAUCUAGCACCAUGACUAAUUCUCCAAAGGGCUUCACCCUCAACAACGCCGACUCUUGUAGAGUCAAGUUUGCCCGUAGAUUCCUCCGAUCCCUAAUCGAAAUCAAAACCCGUCAAACAAAUUAUAAUAACAAUCUUUCCUCUUCUCCUUCUUCUUCUUCAGAAAUCCGCAGACGCAGCGAACGAAUAAAGCUCAAGGCCUACUCAUCCAUGGCGCAUGCAGUCGGGCCAAGGAAGGCAUGGACAAGAGCUCUUCUACUGAAGCUCCACAACCGAGCAAAACGCCAUCGUUUCCGCACGAGAAAGAGAUCAAGCUUGGCUAUGGUACUGAAGAAGAAAAGGGUGUUCAGAGUUAAGAAUCAUGCAAAUUUUUACAAGCCAGCAGCUGAAAGAGGGAAUUAUUCUGUAUUAAAUAGUGACGAGAAAACUGAGAAGCUUCGAGAGCUCGUUCCUGGAGGGAAAGCCAUGGAUAUCUGCAGCUUAUUAGAGGAAACUGCUCACUUUAUUAAGUGCCUUGCUAUGCAGGUUCAAGUUAUGCAUGAGAUUGCCGAUCAGUUAUCCAACUGAGCAUUAAUUUGGGAGUAGUUUGUAUAUAUAAUAUAUGGUUUCAUAUAUUAUACACACGAGACAUACAUGUUCAUGUUAAAAGAGGGGGAAACAAACUAAU
Messenger RNA from Morus notabilis, 706 nucleotides. Its product is annotated as transcription factor IBH1. The transcript has a single exon. Gene Ontology annotation, biological process: regulation of DNA-templated transcription. Lineage: Eukaryota; Viridiplantae; Streptophyta; Magnoliopsida; Rosales; Moraceae. The record is from RefSeq and is a predicted model, not a curated record. Bases 52 to 606 code for a protein of 184 amino acids.